Molecule: messenger RNA, 738 nt
Organism: Ipomoea triloba (trilobed morning glory)
Lineage: Eukaryota; Viridiplantae; Streptophyta; Magnoliopsida; Solanales; Convolvulaceae
Product: S-antigen protein-like
Exons: 2
Coding region: 1-738 (245 amino acids)
Source: RefSeq, a predicted model, not a curated record
AUGGCAUCUAAAAUAGCUCUUCCUCCGGUUUGUCCAUCUAAUGCGUCUAUCACCGUAUCUUGUCCAUACGUAGGGAGUCAGAGGUUGGGGUGCUGCCUGGAAGGAAGGCCGAGGUGUUGCCUGGAAGGGAUGCUGGGGUGCUGCCUGGAAGGGAAGCCGGGGUUCUGCCUGGAAGGGAUGCCGGAGCCCUGCCUAGAUAGGGCCAGAUCAGAGCCUGGAACGGAGGCCCUGCCUGGAACGGAGCCGGAGGACCUGCCGGAGCCGGAGGCCCUGCCUGGAACGGAGCUGGAGGCCCUGCCUGAAACGGAGCCGGAGGACCUGCCUGGAACGCCUGGAACGGAGCCGGAGGCCCUGCCUGGAACGCCUGGAACGGAGCCUGCCUGGAACGCUUGGAACGGAGCCGGAGGACCUGCUUGGAACGGAGCCGGAGGACCUGCCUGGAACGUCUGGAACGGAGCCGGAGGUCCUGCCUGGAACGGUUGGAACGGAGUCGGAGGCCCUGCCUGGAACGGAGCCGGAGGCCUUGCCUGGAACGGAGCCGGAGGCCCUGUCUGGAAUGCUUGGAACGGAGGCCCUGCCUGGAACGCCUGGAACGGAGUUGAAGGCCUUGCCUGGAACGGAGCCGGAGGCCCUGCCUGGAACGCCUGGAACGGAGGCCUGGAACGCCUGGAACGGAGCCGCAGGCCCCACCUGGAACGCCUGCCGGAGGCCCUGCCUGCAACGGAAGCCCUGGGCUAA